Messenger RNA from Lynx canadensis (Canada lynx), 3861 nucleotides. It is a transcript of the gene CILK1, whose product is annotated as ciliogenesis associated kinase 1. Gene Ontology annotation, molecular function: protein serine/threonine kinase activity; ATP binding. Gene Ontology annotation, cellular component: cilium; nucleus; cytoplasm. The record is from RefSeq and is a predicted model, not a curated record. NCBI's taxonomy places the organism in Eukaryota, Metazoa, Chordata, Mammalia, Carnivora, Felidae. Gene Ontology annotation, biological process: intraciliary transport; intracellular signal transduction; cilium assembly.
GCUCCACCAUGCGCCGUGCGGCCCGUGCGACUCGCCGGACCUCCCGGGCGUCCCUAUACGGACCGCUCGGGCUGUCCUAGCAGGGAUCGCCCCUACCCCCAGUUCCCGAUCCGGCUGCUGCGCCCCAGUCGCCGAGGAACUGCGCUCACCGCAGGGGCGGGCCCCCGCCUGUGUUCGCGGCGCCAGCAGAAGACUGAUCUUUGAAAAUAUGUAUUUGGGAGAUAGUCACGUUCUGUUGAAUACCUUGGGCUGGUGCUGCCAUCGAAAAAUCUGGUUACACUCCGGGGAGGCCUGCUGCCUCUGCAGGACUGCACCACCUCGGCCCUGAGAUGAGUGUCCGGCCUGAGCGGGCACACCAUGAAUAGAUACACAACGAUCAAGCAACUUGGGGAUGGAACCUAUGGUUCCGUCCUACUGGGACGAAGCAUUGAGUCUGGGGAGCUGAUUGCUAUUAAAAAAAUGAAAAGAAAGUUUUAUUCCUGGGAGGAAUGCAUGAACCUUCGGGAGGUUAAGUCUUUAAAGAAGCUCAACCACGCCAAUGUUGUAAAAUUAAAAGAAGUUAUCAGGGAAAAUGAUCAUCUUUAUUUUAUCUUCGAAUACAUGAAGGAAAAUCUUUACCAGCUCAUUAAAGAAAGAAAUAAGUUGUUUCCUGAAUCUGCUAUAAGGAAUAUCAUGUAUCAGAUAUUACAAGGACUUGCAUUUAUUCACAAACACGGCUUCUUUCAUAGGGACUUAAAGCCUGAGAACCUCCUCUGCAUGGGCCCAGAACUUGUGAAAAUUGCAGACUUCGGGUUGGCCCGAGAGAUCCGAUCAAGACCCCCAUACACAGACUAUGUAUCCACCAGAUGGUACAGGGCUCCAGAAGUGCUCCUGAGGUCUACCAACUACAGCUCCCCCAUUGACAUCUGGGCAGUGGGCUGCAUCAUGGCAGAAGUGUACACCCUCAGGCCACUCUUCCCUGGGGCCAGUGAAAUUGACACCAUCUUCAAAAUUUGCCAACUGUUGGGGACACCGAAAAAGACCGACUGGCCUGAAGGCUACCAACUUUCAAGUGCAAUGAACUUCCGCUGGCCCCAGUGCGUACCCAAUAACUUAAAGACCCUGAUUCCAAAUGCUAGCAGUGAAGCCAUUCAACUCCUGAGAGACAUGCUUCAGUGGGAUCCCAAGAAACGGCCAACAGCUAGUCAGGCGCUUCGAUAUCCUUACUUCCAGAUUGGGCAUCCACUGGGCAGCACCACACAGAGCCUUCAGGGAUUCAGGAAAACCACAGAAGGAUGGUCCUGAAAAGCGGGCCCACCUCCUCACAUUAAGCCGAUCCCACCUGCCCAGCCCCCAACCAAGCCACACACACGGAUCUCUUCGAGGCAGCAUCAGGCCAGCCAGCCCCCUCAGCAUCUCAUGUACCCCUACAAAACAGAGGCUUCCAGGACAGGACCACCUGAACCAUCUUCCAGAGGACAAGCCAAGCCCGUUGCUCUUCCGUCCCUCCAUACCAAGAAUCCUCAGUCGAAAAUGCUGGCUGGCCUGGAACACAAAAAUGGGGAGAUCAAGCCAAAGAGUAGGAGAAGGUGGGGUCUUGUGUCCCGGUCCACAAAGGAUUCCGAUGACUGGGCUGACUUGGAUGACUUGGAUUUCAGUCCAUCCCUCAGCAGGAUGGACCUGAAAAACAAGAAGAGACAGAGCGAAGAGACCCUCUGCAGAUUUGAGAGUGUUUUGGACCUGAAGCCCUCUGAGCCCAUCGGUACAGGAAAUAGCGCCCCCACCCAGACCUCUUAUCAGAGGCGAGACACCCCGACCCUGAGGUCCGCGGCCAAGCAGCACUACUUGAAGCACUCCCGAUACUUGCCCGGGAAUAAUAUAAGAAAUGGCAUACUUCCAAAUCCAGGCAAGGAUUUCAUUCCAUCUAACCCAUGGUCUAGUUCUGUGUCUGGAAAAUCUUCAGGGACAGUAUCGGUAAUCAGCAAAAUAAAUUCAGUUGGUUCCGGCUCUACAAGUUCUAGUGGACUAACUGGAAACUAUAUCCCCUCCUUUCUAAAAAAAGAAGUUGGUUCUGCUAUGCAGAGGGUACACUUGGCACCUAUUCCAGACCCUUCCCCUGGCUAUUCUUCCCUGAAGGCCGUGAGACCUCAUCCUGGGCGACCUUUUUUCCACACCCAGCCUAGAAGCACUCCCGGGUUGAUGCCCCGGCCUCCGGCUGCCCAGCCAGUGCAUGGCCGGACGGACUGGGCUUCUAAGUACGCGUCUCGGCGAUGACUGUGCCGAAGCUUCUGGGGGUGCAGGAAAGCAGGACACGGUCCCUCCACCAACUGGUGUUCUGCUGGCAAGAAGCUUGCGGAUGGUGUAAAAGCAAACCAACACUUUAUAGUUGUUCUUCUGAACGAAGACAUUUCAAUAUUCUUUAAAAAAAUUUUUUUUAAAUAUUGAUUUGAACGCAGUACCCUUUUUUUGUACAAAAUUAUUUUAUUCUAAAACUGGGUCCCAUUAUUUUCUUAAACAGCGGCAUUUUGUAUAUAUGGAUUAUGUUUUAGCAUUUUAUACAGUCAACUUUGUAAUGAACUUUUUAAAAAUUAAUUGACUUUCCUUUGGGGUUCCAGAUAAUAUUUUAUACAGAUUUUUAAAAAUUUAAUAAUAUUGAUGCAGUAUUGCAACAGGGGUGCAAUUUAAGGCUACAUGAUAGAGGGUUAUUUACUCAAUGCGUGCAGAUAUUUGUGAAGUGGUUAAAUUUUAAAUGUGGCACAUUGGCACUUCAGGCUCUCUUGGACCAGUGUCAGCCCUAGAGAAAUGAUCUUCUGCUUUUCUCAAUAUCAUGUUAUUCGUUUGACUUUUUUGAUACCACUUGUGCUGUUCUGAAAGUACCAUUAUGCAGUUCAUUUCAUUUUGUUUCCCAAAUGAAAGAACUCUUAAGUAAAUAUUUUUUGAAAUGUUUACAACAACGCUUUAUGGUGGUUGGAGAUAAGCGAAUGAAACCGAGCUUUACCAUGCUAGGCCGUCAUAUUCUAUUUUUCUUCUAUUUUUGAAAUCAAACUGUGUAAGUUCCCACAGAAGGGAAGCUUUUCAGGCCAACAGGUUUUUAACAUAAAGGUUAACACAGUCAGUUAAACUUAGAUCCCUGCCAGGAUGCAUGACCAAAAAGCUAAGUUUCAAAGCAGCAGAAGGGUUUUUUAUUAUAAUAAGUGAUCAGAUUUUGCAUUCAGCUUAGUUCUCCAGGCCUGGCUAGGAACAAACAAUGAAUAAUCUUCUGUCCUAGCUAAACUCUCAGGGCACGUUGGGGAGCAGGAACUUACCUGGGAAGUCACAGUUACCAUGAUGUUAGUGUCCAUAGCGUGCCACAUUUGAACUCUUAACCCUUGUGUAGCUUCUUCACACAGUGGGAACUCUAUUUGUUGGGCAGAGGCUGUUCCAUUGAGAGGAAUGUUUACAGCAAUUUUGAAAAUGACAAAGCUAGUUUGGAGACAGAAAAAGACAAAAGGUCCACUCUUCAUCCAUCUCUGUAGGGCAUUGUGCCUCCACCCAUGGUUACCUGAAAGGCAGGAGGGAAGGUCUCCGCCGGUGAACAAGAUACAAACUCAAUAGCACAUUGACUCACAUUCUGCCAAGCUACUCUUAUUUGGUUCCAGGUUCCAACGUAUAGCAAAUUGAGCCACAUGAAGUUGUCAUUUCUGUAGGUUAAAAAGAUACAUUGCAGUGAAUAUUGGCACUUUGAUUUGAUUCAACCCAAUAAGUUGGUAAAUGACUGCUUUGACAUAUUAGUAACAUGUUGCAGCCUGAACAAAUUGCCAUGGCUCCCAAAGAGCCCUAAUCUAAAUCACGGAGUAAUUUUUGCUUUGGAGAAUCUGUCUCAAAAAUGUACUUGACCAAGCA